AUGUCUGAUCUCCCUUUUCAUCCGAGUGAUGUUGCGAAAAAGCGCCGACGCGCGCGAGAGAAAAGCCCUCUGAGCUCCGUUCCGGAAAGACCUACCUCGUGUCCACGUAAGGAGGAAAGCAUCCCCCGUGGGGGCUCGUCCCAGGGCGUAUUUAACAUCAAUCCCCCACGUAGCCCCUCCUGCCGUACCCGCUCGCCACAGUGGCAUUACACAAACGCCCACAGCUGCCUGUUGUGUGGCCGAAUGAACUGCACCUGCCCCACGCCGCGGCCGGACCCGGAUGAGGUCCGUCAGAAGUUGGGCUCGCUCCGGCUCAACACGCCGUACGAGCGCGCCAAGGUGGCCCGCCACGCCGACACACUCCGUCACGACGAAUCCCGCCGACGCCAGAGGCUCGUCAAACUUUUUGAGGUCGGGUAUUCCCGUCUUCAGCAGGCAGAACGGACGGCGCGACAGAUAAUUGUCUUGAAUGAGUUAGAGAGUGGUAAUCGUCAAACUAUUAUCCUUAGAGAGAAACGAGAACGGGCUGGGUAUUUGAACCGACUCGACAAGCAAGCCACCCUGGCCGCUAUGACCCAUCACGAGCGUGAGCGACGGCAGUACAUCAGUACGUUGGAGCGGAUGGAACGGGUGGGACUCGUAUCACAGGCUUAUAAAAGCGAGAAGAUAUCGUAUCUUAAUUCUCGUGAGGCAUGCUCACGGCAAACAAUCCUUUUCAGCGAGAGUGGUGAGCGGAAUGGACUUUUCGCGGCGCACCUCGAUUUUAUGAGAGGCUUUCGAAGCGGCGAACUCGCGGUACGACAGCUUUGGAUGGCCUUCUGCCAAUCUCGUGAAGGUUUGGAGAAGGAGUGCGCAACGGAGCUGGAGAUGAUCCUCGACACAGCAUUGACCUGCAGGCGGUGCAUUAUUGAUUCUCUCGCACAACGCACAGCUAUGCUGGAAUCUGCUGUUAAGACACUCCGUGAUAUCUCGGAAGAGGAGAGAGAUGCAAGGCACCACAUCCGGGAAGAAAUGAUGGAAGAGGGCCACUGUGUCGAAGAACGCACGCGGCUCUUUUUAUGGCAACGAAGCGGGCUCGAGAAGAUGGAGCUGUCGGUUCGCCAAAGUAUUGUCGAAGAGAUGGAAAGCUGGCUUCAACAGCUCCAUGUUGAGUGCUCGAGAGCCAAAUGGGAAGUGGAGGAAGCCGCCCAUCACAUGCAGGAAGAGCGCGAACGCGCGUUGCAGAACGCGUUGACAGUCCUAAGCGCCAUCGCCCAAGAAGAGUUAGGCGCAUUCGCGAGCCUUCUAGAGCGUAAAGCUCGUGAACACGAGAAACGGCUUCUCUGGAUUGAAGAAAAAGAGCGCUCCCAAGCCACCUUUAUCCAACGCUCCACUGCUGCAAGAGAAUUCAUCCUAAUUGAAGAAGAUAGGGCAAGACAAAAUCUUAUGAGAGACUUCGAAAAGGGUGAAAUGAACAUAUUAGAAUGGGUUACUCUAAUACAGCGCCGCCAGCAGGAGAUGUGGGCAGAAGUGGAGGCGGAAAAAGUUGAAAUAGCGAAACAAGAACACGAGCGGCGACUUCACUUGAUGUUCCUGAUGGCUAGCGAGGAAGAGUCAAUUCACCGUUGGGUACAUUUCCAGAUGCAGGUGCUUCAAAAGAAAAUUCACGAAGAGGCAAAUGAGCGACGUCUCCUUCUUCAGCAGGAAUCGGUAGACUUUGGUCUGCUGACAUGGCAUUAUUCGACAGAAAUGGAGGCGCAUGCAGCACGUCUGCAAGAAAGAAACGCACAGCGCACAAAUCUAGAACAGGGAUGUCUGGCAUAUAGAGAAAUGAUUUGCAAGGCAGAAGAAAGUGAAUGGCAGAGGCUGCUUUCUGUAGCGCAGCAGAAUCAUAGGCGGAUUUGGACUGAAUAUAAACAGCGCCACCGGUUAGAACUACUACACGCAGAGUCUCAUGCACGCGCGGAUAUCUGCCGACGUGAGGUGGAGCACCGCCAGGAGCUAUGCGCCUGCAUCGUCGUGGCGCAGCAGCAAUACAAUCAAGAAUUGGAGCCGCUGUUUGCAACGCAGCGGGCGGGUGUGGUGGCAGCGGAAAAAGAGGCCAGGCUCAGUUUGGUGCAAGAGAUAGAAAAUGACUACGAAAGCAUGUAUGUUUCGGAGCGUCAAGAGCAAUUGGAGCUUGUUUUGGAAGCCGAGAGACAAAUCCAGGAAAAACUAUACGUAAUCCAGUCGUGCCAAUGCGAAGAUGCGCGGCUGUAUGACGAACAGGAGCUGCUUCCCGAUCCCGUGGCCGACGGGGAUGAGAAUGCAAUCUUGACGGGCCUCUCCAGCAUUGACGCCGGAUACGCGUCCAAUAUGAAGCUUGAGUUGAUGCUGCGUGCGCUGGGCAACCCCACCAUCGUCAGAUCGUCCCUUUCCAGGGAAAGCAUCGACUCCGCAAUGCAAGUUAUCGAUAUCGUCAAUGGGAAGCGUGCUAAACUACAGGAUGAACUCAAAUGCGCAGAGAAAUCCGCACAGAAUGCCGCGAAGCGCCUCACCCAGGUCGAAACCAUGCUGGCCGAGGCGAAGGAGAGGAAGGAAGCCUACGCAUCCAAACAAAGCAGGAAUGCACAGGCCCACGAGCGCCGCCUAGCGAUGGACAAGUUGGAAAGGGAUCGCGGCGAAGAAGAGAUCGAAGCCAAUCGUCAGCUGCUGAUGGCAGCACUUUCCAAACUAGAAGCCAAUAAAAACGCCCUGGAAUUCCUCAGGACUUCCAUUAACAAGCAGUAUGGGCGCUAG
This is a messenger RNA of Phytomonas sp. EM1, 2757 nucleotides long. The record is from the annotation of a GenBank genome assembly. Lineage: Eukaryota; Euglenozoa; Kinetoplastea; Trypanosomatida; Trypanosomatidae.